Molecule: messenger RNA, 3829 nt
Organism: Carassius auratus (goldfish)
Lineage: Eukaryota; Metazoa; Chordata; Actinopteri; Cypriniformes; Cyprinidae
Product: HHIP-like protein 1
Exons: 9
Coding region: 194-2773 (859 amino acids)
Cellular component (GO): membrane
Source: RefSeq, a predicted model, not a curated record
ACUAACAUGAGAGAAAGAGGCUCGGGUGUAAUCGGGGGAGGCCAGCCGCGAGAAGAAGGAAUGUGUCUGCUGGAGAAUGAGAGAAAGCGAGGGAAACGCAGAGGAGGAGAGCGGGUGGAAAGUGGGAGGGAGUAGAGAGGCAUGCAUGUGUGUGUGUGUGUGUGUGUGUGUGUGUGUGUGGCAUGGCUGUUGAAUGAGUGGGCCUUGUGUAGCUGCUUCUCUAGUAGUAUUUCUCAAACUCAGCACAAGCCAGCCUUCGUACAGAGUUCUGUCCUGUGCGAUGAGAGGAAUGACAGUGUGGAGAGCUCAGAGUGUGUUUCUGGUGGUCCUCGUGAUCUCUCAGCAGGGCAAUGCCCACCCACAGUGCCUGGACUACAAGCCUCCGUUCCAGCCUCCAGAGCCCCUGCUCUUCUGCAAGGAGUACGCCAAAUUUGGAUGCUGUGACUCGGACAGGGAUAACCAGAUAUCCCAGCGCUUCUAUCAGAUCAUGGACUACUUCGAUCAGACUGGGAUCAUGGCCUGUGGGAAGUACAUCCGCAGCAUACUUUGCCAGGAAUGCUCUCCGUACGCAGCUCAUCUGUACGACGCAGAAGACGCAAACACCCCAAUGCGGGAGCUUCCCGGCCUCUGCGGAAACUACUGCCAGGAUUUCUGGCUCCACUGCCGUUACACUCUCAGCCUUCUGAUCAAUAACAAUCAAACAUAUGCUAUUGAAGAAGACCGGAGCAAGUUCUGCAAGUAUCUUGAGCUGAAAGAUCCCGAGUACUGUUACCCAAACGUCCUCUCCAACGCUGAGCUCAACGCCAACCUGGGAGACGUGAAGGCGGACCCGGAGGGAUGCAUUCAGUUAUGUCUGGAAGAAGUGGCGAAUGGGCUUCGCAAUCCUGUGGCGAUGAUACACGCCAAUGACGGCACGCACCGCUUCUUCGUGGCAGAGCAGCUGGGUUACGUGUGGACUUACCUGGCCAACGGUUCCCGGAUCGACAGGCCCUUCCUGAACCUGACAAGAGCGGUUCUGACCUCACCUUGGGCCGGAGAUGAGAGAGGGUUCCUCUGCAUCGCACUGCAUCCGCGAUUCACAACGGUCAAAAAGGCCUAUGUUUACUACUCGGUGUCUGUGAAGAAGCAGGAGAAGAUUCGCAUUAGUGAGUUUCUCGUGUCUGAUUCAGAUAUGAAUAUGCUGGAUCACUCCUCAGAAAGGACACUUCUAGAAGUUGAUGAGCCUGCUUCAAAUCACAAUGGAGGUCAGCUACUGUUUGGGUCGGACGGAUAUCUGUACAUAUUCAUAGGAGAUGGUGGCAAAGCGGGAGACCCUUUCGGAAAGUUUGGGAAUUCUCAAAACAAGUCCACACUUCUGGGCAAGGCCCUGCGGAUCGAUGUGGACAACAAUGACUAUAGCGCCCCCUACAGCAUCCCAUCAGACAACCCUUUCGUGGGAGAGACGGAUGCGAGGCCAGAGAUCUACGCCUACGGUGUGAGGAACAUGUGGAGGUGCUCCAUCGACAGGGGCGAUCCGGUCAGCGGUCAGGGCCACGGCAGAAUGCUCUGUGGAGACGUCGGUCAGAAUAAAUAUGAGGAAGUGGAUCUCAUCCAAAAAGGAGGGAACUACGGAUGGAGGGCAAAGGAGGGCUUCUCUUGUUAUGACAAGAAACUCUGCACCAACUCAUCACUCAAUGAUAUCCUUCCGAUUUUUGCUUACCCACAUAAAAUUGGCAAGUCUGUCACUGGGGGCUACAUCUACAGAGGUUGCCAGAUGCCCAAUCUCAAUGGCCUGUACAUCUUCGGGGAUUUCAUGAGCGGGCGACUGAUGUCCCUAAAGGAGGACCCCGAGACUGGAAAGUGGAGCUAUAAGGAGAUUUGUAUGGGUGCUGACAAAACCUGCAGCUUCCCUAAACUAAUAAACAGCUACUACAAGUACAUCAUCUCAUUUGGUGAAGAUGAGGCAGGAGAGCUGUACUUCCUCGCGACCGGAGCGGCCAGCGCCACGGCCAGAGCUGGAGUCGUGUAUAAGAUAGUGGAUCCCUCCAGGAGGGCUCCUCCAGGAAAGUGCAACUUCAAGCCUACUCCAGUCAACAUAAAGGGCAAACUGAUUCAUUUCAGUCCUAAAGAAGAGUACGUAAUUAAUAAAAAACCCACAACAACCGCCAUUCCCAAACCAAAACCCACCAAACCGAGUGUGACCCCACGUCCACGAGUACAACACACGACGCCCCGCCGGGUUCCUCCAGUGACCACCGUCCGGCCGUCUACACCACAUCCACGCACUCUCCACACGACCCCACGGCCCAGACCUCCGUCCCUGACCACCCCCAGACCGCCCUACUGGACGACCCCACCCAGAACCACCACGAACACCCAAACCGGCAGACCGGGCAAACGAGGCCGAGGCAAGCCCAGGAGGAAAGGGGACCGGAGGGGACGUUCUCGAGCCGGGAGGGUGAGGCUGGUCAGCGCAGACGGACAGAAGGACCGCGGCCGAGUGGAGAUCUUCGCAAGGGGCGAAUGGGGUACAGUGUGUGACGAUAUGUUUAACAUACAGGCUGCGGCGGUGGUCUGCAGACAGAUGGGGUUUCCUGUGGCUCUGCGGGUGGCGAAGAGAGCCGAGCUCGGGGCGGGAGACAUCGGAGUCAGAAUCCUGCUGGACGACGUGGAGUGUGAAGGAACCGAGCGAACUCUACUGCACUGCAAACACCCCAAACUGGGCAAAAACAACUGCUCUCACGACGAGGAUGUAGGGGUGGUUUGUGGCCAUUAUGAGCAUGCAGUGGAGUGAGAGACAAUGAGGCUGUGAUGACACAAAUACUAAACAAAACUACAUCUCACAGACACAAACAAAUCAUUUAAAAUGACCCACUCUAAAAGUAUGACAAACUGGAAAUACCCCCAAUCAAAACCAGAAUCAGAAUUGUUUUUUUUUACAUUUAUGAAUUAUAAUCAAUCAAACAAAUAAACAUUUUAAUCUUAACUGUCGCCCGUCCCUCAGAGGAAGUUUACUUCACUAUCCUAAUCUAAUCGUGAUAAACUAUAGCCAUAUCAUUGGACAGGUCUAAGACUCCUAAAUACUUAUUUGUGAUCAAGCCUGUGGAAAUCCAGUUAAAGUCUUUUUUUUUCGUCUGUGAUUUACUGUUUUGUUCCUAAAAUCAUCCUUUGUAACGACGUAGAACGUCCUGUGAAAACCAUAUCAAAGGCCAUGUCAAAGAUUUGAAAAUCAGAGUGAAAUUACUGUUUGAAAUCAAACUUUGAUGCUUGGUAUCUCAUAAUUAGAUUUCAAGACUUUAGCUUGGAUUUCACAGACAGGGUCACAUUUUAUCACUGCUUUUUUUUUUUUUUUGUUACAAAUGAUAAUAGAUUAAUUUAUGACAAAAGUGUACCUCAAAAAUCCACAUCAUAGCAGGAGUUCUGACCUUUGUCACAAAAAAAAAAGUCUUUCUUUGUUGCCUUUUUUCCUUUCACGAUUUAGAAAAACAAUCAUACAUUAUGUAUCAACUGAAAAUUUAAAUCUCAAAUUCCAUUUCGUUAAAAUCAGACAUUGGCCUUACUAUGGAAAUGGUACAACAAUAUCAUGUUUCAAAAUGUUUUCAAGAAAUUUUUAAAUGUAAGGUGGAUAGUGCACUUUCAUGUCUGUGUUCAGAAAUGGGAGUGACAGUUUAAGGGUUAAUAAUCAGUCAUUUUCACACUGAAUCGUGCACGAUUACACUGCUGUGUGAGUUGUUGAUCAUUUCACACAACUGAGACAACUGUAUUAACUGAUUCUUCAUAUAAAACUGGUGAAAUUAAAACAAAAACAGAUUAAAGUAUAUCCAUAUUGCAUUCAUGAUGAGAUCAAUAA